CUUCCGCUUCUGCAGGGUCUGGGCGGGGGACGAUGGCCGGCUUAGCCCCGGGAAGAGUGGAAUGAUUAAUGAUGCUUUGCAGCUAUUUUCCGAGUCUUGAAAUUUUCUAUCUCCGUGGAACCCAAAAUUCGCUAGGAUGGAGGAGCCUCAGAAAAAUAAUCUGAACACGACAGACCUUGAGAAAGAUGACCCUCUCAAAAGCACUGCCCCUCAGAUUUCUGUUAGUGAAUUUUCUUGUCACUGCUGCUAUGACAUCCUGGUUAACCCCACCACCUUGAACUGUGGGCACAGCUUCUGCCGGCACUGCCUCGCUUUAUGGUGGGUGUCUUCAAAGAAAACAGAGUGUCCGGAAUGCAGAGAAAAAUGGGAAGGUUUCCCCAAAGUCAAUAUUCUCCUCAGGGAUGCCAUUGAGAAGUUAUUUCCUGAUGCCAUCAGAAUGCGAUUUGAAGACAUUCAGCAGCAUAAUGACAUAGUCCAAAGUCUUUCAGCCUUUCAAAAAUAUGGGAAUGAUCAGAUUCCUUUAGCUCCCAACACAGGCAGAGUGAAUCAGCAGAGAGGAGGGGGAUUCUUUUCAGGAGUGCUCACAGCUCUAACUGGUGUGGCGGUGGUCCUGCUUGUCUAUCACUGGAGCAGCAGGGAGUCUGAGCACGACCUCCUGGUCCACAAGGCCGUGGCCAAAUGGACAGCGGAAGAAGUUGUCCUCUGGCUGGAGCAGCUGGGCCCUUGGGCCUCUCUCUACAGUGACAGGUUUUUGUCUGAAAGAGUAAAUGGAAGAUUGCUUUUAACUUUGACAGAGGAAGAAUUUUCAAGUGCACCGUAUACCAUAGAAAACAGCCACAGAAGAGCCAUCCUCAUGGAGCUGGAACGUGUCAAAGCACUAGGCGUGAAGCCCCCCCAAAAUCUUUGGGAAUAUAAGGCCGUGAACCCAGGCAGGUCCCUGUUCUUGCUGUAUGCCCUCAAGAGCUCACCUAGACUUGGCCUACUGUACCUCUUCCUGUUCGACUACACAGACACCUUCCUACCCUUCAUCCACACCAUCUGCCCCCUGCAGGAAGACAGUCCUGGGGAGGACAUCAUCACCAAGCUUCUGGAUCUUCGCGAGCCCACAUGGAAACAGUGGAGAGAAUUCCUAGUCAAAUAUUCCUUCCUUCCAUACCAACUGAUUGCUGAAUUUGCUUGGGACUGGCUGGAGGUCCAUUACUGGACAUCACGGUUUCUCAUUGUAAAUGCCAUGCUACUCACAGUUCUGGAAUUAUUCUCCUUCUGGAGAAUCUGGUCAAGAAGUGAACUGAAGACUGUGCCUCAGCGGAUGUGGAGCCAUUUUUGGAAAGUGUCAACACAGGGGCUUUUUGUGGCCAUGUUCUGGCCCCUCAUUCCUCAGUUUAUUUGCAACUGUUUGUUUUACUGGGCCCUGUACUUCAACCCAAUCAUUAACAUUGAUCUUGUGGUCAAGGAGGUCCGCCGGCUGGAGACCCAAGUGUUGUGACUGGCACUGCCCACGCCCUGAGAGCAUCUUCAAACCUCCCUGGCAUCUGAGCUUUGAUGCUGAAGAGGGAUGAGGUGGGGAGAGGACUUCCUAUUUUAAAACAAGGUGCUGCCUUAUAUGUCAGAGGCUCCAACCAGUUCCUCUCCCCUCGGCCUGUGGCGUCCUGGCAGUAGACUGAGUUCCAGUGUGGGGAGGACCGUCUGUUUGGCCAACACAGCAGCACCUCUCCCAGCCAGCCACCUUCCCCACAUAGCCUUGGGAGGCUCAGUCCAUCAUGAUUCCAGGGUCUCAGAGGACAUAGCGUGUUGUCAUCAGAAGGUUACUACAUCAGCAGUCCCCUUCCCCAACCUCAGUGACUAACAGAGGCUCCCAGAGUCCAAGACCAGGCUUGUGGGGGCCAGGCCCAUCCUAUAAGUCAAGUUUAGGAAAACAAGGAUAAGACUGUCAUAGGCAUAGACAGUUGCACAUAAAAAAUACAGAGGAAAACCCCAAACUUAGUCAAUGAUUCUGUCCUGUUGAAGAGUUGCUAGGUUUCAGAGUAAAACCUAAAAGGAUCCAGUUUGAGACUAGAAUGGUUAGACUUGUAGUUAUGGGGUUGUUUUUUGGGGUAAUCAUUGAAAGCCUGGAUUCCUGUCUCCAAGAGGGGUACCAAGUGGAACAUCAGGCAGUUCCUAGAGGGAAUUCCUCUCAGGCUGAGCUGCCUCCAGGCUAAUUAAAAUAGUUGUUUUGGGUUUGUUUUUGUUUUGUUUUUAAGAAUUUAGUCUAUAAAUUAAAUUUCAGGAUGGUCCUUUUGUUCAAGGCAACAUUCUGUAAGUUGACCUCACACUGUAUAAUCUCUAUCAUCCUGUUCUGAUACAUAACACAGCAAGUAUAAUUACACAAAGUGCUAUAAUUGUAAAUAUG
This is a messenger RNA of Carlito syrichta (Philippine tarsier), 2389 nucleotides long. RefSeq names its product bifunctional apoptosis regulator (gene BFAR). Gene Ontology annotation, biological process: proteasome-mediated ubiquitin-dependent protein catabolic process. Gene Ontology annotation, cellular component: nucleus. Gene Ontology annotation, molecular function: ubiquitin protein ligase activity; protein binding. The record is from RefSeq and is a predicted model, not a curated record. The transcript is spliced from 8 exons. Lineage: Eukaryota; Metazoa; Chordata; Mammalia; Primates; Tarsiidae. Bases 137 to 1486 code for a protein of 449 amino acids.